GUGUGUGUGUGUGUGUGUGUGUGUGUGUGUGUCAGUGUCACAGGUAUAUAUGUGCUUUACAAGGCCCUGAGAGCUCUUUCACUAAUGGUGCAGAAGUUCCUCUCCAUCUCUCCUGACAGUUGGCCUUUGUGGAACUGAGUGAGCUGAUGAAGAACGAGAGCGAGCAGGGUGGCCUGCAGGAGACAGGCCGAUGGCAGGAUUACAAACAGAGCCAUGAUCCUGAGGUUGGCCUCUGGGAAUCUUCUCACAUCUCCUACCUGACCUUCAAGAGCCUGGUGCAGCUCAGACGGACGAUGGACACCGGGGUGGUGAUGUUGGACAGAGAAGAGCCUUCGCUCUCCAGCAUCAUGGAGAAAAUCGUGGAUGAGAUGGUCGAGAAGGAGGAGAUCAGACCUGUCGACCGUGAAGGGGUUUUUAAGGCUUUAACGCAGAACCGUAGCCAUUCAGUGGAGGAACAGGGUCUGACAUCAUCUGUAGAAAUUCAGACAGUCUCGGUUGCAGAAAAGAGCGAUGCAGGUGAAGGUGUGGAGGCCUCCGUGGUGUUUGUGGGGACUCUGGACUUCCUGGAAAAGCUGACCAUGGCAUUUGUCCGCCUGAAGGAAGCCCGAGUUCUCGAGAUGUCUCUGGAGACUUCCGUUCCCGUUCGCUUCAUCUUUGUGCUGAUCGGAUCGACCCAAAACGACGUGGACUACCACGAGAUCGGACGAGCUAUGAGCGCACUCCUGGCAGAUAAUGUGUUCAAGCAGGCAGCGUUAAAAGCUCAGAACGAUAAAGAGCUGAAUGAUGCAUUGACUGACUUCCUGGAUUGCAGCGUGGUGAUCCCGCCCACAGAGAUUCAGGACGAAACCAUGCUUGCGCCCAUCAUUGGCUUCCAGAAGAAGCUCCUGCAGGAGAGACUCCACCCCUCUGAGCCUCAGAGCCAUCUCAACCCCAAAGCAGAUAGGAGAUCGUCUAUUUCCAAAGUGCCUCCGCCGGAGGAUCCGCUGGUGCGCACUGGGAUACCGUUCGGAGGACUGAUCCGAGAUUUGAGAAGACGCUACAAACACUACAAGAGUGACAUCACUGACGCCAGGAACGCUCAAGUCCUUGCUGCCGUAAUCUUUAUUUACUUUGCCGCCCUCUCCCCUGCUAUCACCUUCGGCGGUCUGCUAGCUGAUAAAGUGGAUAAUAUGAUGGGCGUAUCGGAGCUCAUGCUGUCUACGGCAGUGCAAGGUGUCAUUUUCUGCCUGAUUUCUGCCCAGCCGGUCCUCGUCAUCGGCUUCUCGGGACCGCUGCUGGUCUUCGAAGAGGCCUUCUACGGGUUCUGUAAGUCUCGGGACAUCGAGUACAUCGUAGGUAGAGUGUGGAUCGGGGUGUGGCUCGUUGUCAUCGUCAUGCUGAUGGUAGCGAUAGAGGGCAGCUUCCUGGUGCGCUUCAUCUCCCGCUUCACCCAAGAGAUCUUCUCCAUCCUUAUCUCCCUCAUCUUCAUUUACGAGACCUUCGCCAAACUCGGCAGUAUUUUCAAGGCCCACCCUCUUAAUCUCAACUACGAGCACUUGAACACCUCAGUUGCAGAUCCUUGGCAUCCCAUCGUCUUCCAUCAGACAACUGUAAAUAAUUCUACAGGCAACAUCACCACAGUCACUACAAUCCGUUACCGUGCCUACCCCAACACAGCGCUGCUCUCCAUGUGCUUGAUGUUCGGCUGCUUCUCCAUCGCUUACUUCCUGCGCAUGUUCAAGAACGGGUACUUCCUGCCUGGCAAGGUUCGCCGUUUGAUGGGUGAUUUCGGUGUCCCCAUUGCUAUUUUCCUCAUGGUAGCUGUGGAUAUCAGCAUUAAUGACACCUACACACAAAAACUAGUGGUGCCUAAGGGCUUGCAGGUGUCUAACCCUGCCAUGCGAGGUUGGCUCAUUAACCCCAUGGGCGAGCACAAGCCCUUCCCCACAUGGAUGAUGUUCGCUUGCGCCGUGCCCGCCAUUCUGGUCUUCAUCCUCAUCUUCCUUGAAUCGCAGAUCACUACGUUAAUUGUUAGUAAACCUGAGAGAAAGAUGGUGAAAGGUUCAGGCUUCCAUCUGGACCUUCUGAUUUUGGUGUGCAUGGGAGGGUUCAGUGCUUUCUUCGGAAUGCCAUGGCUCAGUGCUGCCACAGUUCGCUCUGUAACACACGCCAAUGCCCUGACGGUCAUGAGCAAAGGGCCCAAACCGGAGAUCGAGAAGGUUCUGGAACAGAGGAUUAGUGGUGUAUUGGUGGCCCUCCUCGUGGGACUGUCCAUCCUCAUGGAGCCCAUUCUGAAGAUGAUCCCCAUGGCAGCUUUGUUUGGAAUCUUCCUCUAUAUGGGAGUCACAUCUCUGAGUGGCAUUCAGCUGUGGGAUCGCAUGCUGCUGCUCCUUAUUCCAAAGAAGUACCACCCCAAUGAACCGUAUGCUCAAAGAGUGAAGAUGAGCAGGAUGCAUAUGUUCACAGGCAUCCAGAUAGUGUGCCUGGCCGUGCUGUGGAUAGUGAAGUCAAGCCUGGUGUCACUCGCCCUGCCCUUCAUCCUCAUCCUGACCAUCCCACUGCGUGUGUUCCUCAGUCGUCGCGUCUUCACCAAGCUCGAGAUGAAAUGUCUGGAUGCUGAUGAUGCCAAAGUGACAUUUGAGGAGGAGCCCGGCGUGGACGUGUACUCAGAGACUAUGAUGCCAUCGUAAAUGUGUUACCCCAAUGAUGCCAAAGCUACAUUCAGUCCCAUAUUGACUUGUGAUAUAGAGAUGCUUAAUGAAAGCAAUAUGUACAACAAACUCUAAAUUAAAAAUAAUCCUUGCUAAGACUUUCUCUGUGGUGCUCCAAAUGUAAUUUUAAAUAUAAAAUGACUUUGAGAAAUACCUCAGAGAAGAAAUUUGUCUCUAUGUGUCUAUUAGAAGAAGAAAAAAACAGACAUAUGAUGUAAAAAUCAUAACAUCAAAUUGUGUGCUUUGUGGCAGAAAAGUUUUGGAGUCACUGGUAACCAGCUAGCUGAUGUAUUUUAUUGUACAUUUCUCUUUAUUUAAGAGUAAAAUGCACUUCACAUUAUAUUAUAUAGACCGAUAAUGGAUCAGUAUGCUGAACAGUUGUAAUAUUAACCUUCUGAAGUCUGAAAAAUGUAAACGUUUUGCCAUAGAUUUUAUUUUGCUGUAUUAAACCACCGUUAAAAUGUUUUUAACUCAAA
Molecule: messenger RNA, 3166 nt
Organism: Ictalurus punctatus (channel catfish)
Lineage: Eukaryota; Metazoa; Chordata; Actinopteri; Siluriformes; Ictaluridae
Gene: slc4a1b
Product: solute carrier family 4 member 1b (Diego blood group)
Exons: 17
Coding region: 147-2669 (840 amino acids)
Biological process (GO): bicarbonate transport; regulation of intracellular pH; transmembrane transport
Cellular component (GO): plasma membrane; basolateral plasma membrane
Molecular function (GO): monoatomic anion transmembrane transporter activity; bicarbonate transmembrane transporter activity; solute:inorganic anion antiporter activity
Source: RefSeq, a predicted model, not a curated record